AUGGGCUAUGACCACAGCGUGAUGAGUAUAGGUUUUGUUCUAUUGAUUAUGUUGAUUGUGGACUUCUCCAUCGCUGCUAGACCGCCCAAGGCUUUUGAAGAGAAAAAAGGUGGUAGCGGCGGUGGUGGAGGCGGUGAUGGAGGAGGCGGUAGCAGUUCACAUGGCUCUGGAUCAGGUUAUGGCUCAGGAAGUGGCUCUGGAUACGGUAGCGGCAAUGGUGGUGGCAGAGGCGGUGGAGGAGGAGGCGGUGGUGGUGGAGGAGGGUCAGGCCACGGUGGCUCUGGCUCGGGAUAUGGAUCCGGAAGUGGAUAUGGACAUGGCAGUGGUGGGCAAGGAGGAGGUGGUGGAAGAGGGGGAGGAGGUGGUGGAGGUGGAGGCUCGGGCACAGGAAGCGGUUCUGGCUAUGGCUCUAGUUACGGAAGCGGUAGUGGCUAUGGGAGCGGUGGUGGCAGAGGUCCUUAA
Molecule: messenger RNA, 462 nt
Organism: Punica granatum (pomegranate)
Lineage: Eukaryota; Viridiplantae; Streptophyta; Magnoliopsida; Myrtales; Lythraceae
Source: RefSeq, a predicted model, not a curated record